This is a messenger RNA of Penicillium antarcticum, 426 nucleotides long. Its product is annotated as phosphatase YCH1. NCBI's taxonomy places the organism in Eukaryota, Fungi, Ascomycota, Eurotiomycetes, Eurotiales, Aspergillaceae. Bases 1 to 426 code for a protein of 141 amino acids. The record is from RefSeq and is a predicted model, not a curated record. Gene Ontology annotation, molecular function: protein tyrosine phosphatase activity. Gene Ontology annotation, cellular component: cytoplasm; nucleus. The transcript is spliced from 2 exons.
AUGUCGUCCAUCUCAAUCGCAACCCUCCCUCGCAUGGGCCGCGAUGCUCUUGCAGCCCUGCUCCUCUCCGCCAGCGAGCCAAGCAACCUCGCAGUCAUCGAUGUCCGAGACUCAGACCAUGUUGGCGGCCACAUCCACUCAUCAACCUGGGUCCCCACCUCAACACUGGAUGUCCGCAUACCAGAGCUGAUCCGUACUCUGAAGGACAAGAAGAUGGUCAUCUUCCACUGCGCGCUCAGCCAGCAACGUGGUCCCUCUUCUGCUUUGCGGUAUGCGCGCGAGCGCGAAACCGCCCUUGGCGCGGAAGAAAGUCAGAAGCAGCAGGUGUUCAUACUUGACGGCGGAUUUGUGGAAUGGCAGCAGAAGUAUGGCAAUGAUACUCGUUUGACUGAUGCUUAUGCUGCCGAUAUUUGGGAAGAGUAUUGA